AUGCUACGUUUCAACAACACACCCUCGUCUAUGCAGAUAUCACUGCUAAAAUACCGAGCAAGCUCACGUUCGACCAAGCGGCGUCGAUCCCUCUGUCUUGCAACCGCUGGGCUUGUUCUCUUCUAUCCCGAGAACCCGCAGGCAAGCGCGGGCUUCUUCCCUCCUUGGAGGGAGGGUGGCCGCGGCAAGUACGCAGGCCACCCUAUAGCGAUCUUCGGCGGUUCCUCUUCCGUCGGGCAAUUCGACACGCAGAACGCUACAUACCAAGUCCUUGCCCCGCACGGCAAGCUCCUCCUGGUGCUAGGGGAUCAGGUAGACCCCGCGCUGAAGGCAAAUGGCGGAGACAAGAAAAUUAAUGUAUUCGGAAACACCAACGUUCCAGCUAACCGCCAGGCCGGGCAGUAUUUGUAUGGUCAGCUCACGGCGCUGCUCGAAGGGGGUGCAAUCGAGGUACACGUGUGCCAUCUUGGGUGGCGGAUUGAGGUUGACGCUUCUCUGUGGUGUAGCCUCGAGUAG
Sparassis crispa is the source of this 516-nucleotide messenger RNA. RefSeq lists its product as hypothetical. Lineage: Eukaryota; Fungi; Basidiomycota; Agaricomycetes; Polyporales; Sparassidaceae. The record is from RefSeq and is a predicted model, not a curated record. The transcript is spliced from 3 exons. Bases 1 to 516 code for a protein of 171 amino acids.